Molecule: messenger RNA, 2239 nt
Organism: Bursaphelenchus xylophilus (pine wood nematode)
Lineage: Eukaryota; Metazoa; Nematoda; Chromadorea; Rhabditida; Aphelenchoididae
Source: the annotation of a GenBank genome assembly
AUGCAUGUAGAGAAGAGAGAUCGCCGCCAUUGCGCAAUGAUUGCCAGAAUCGAUGGCUCAAAAUUUAUGGUUCAAGAGGAAACGGAGGGAAUUGAUGGGAUAAUUGGGAGGAUCAGAUUGGGUGAUCCAUGGCCCGGGAAGAGGAGAUGUUAUGUCAGUAAGUUUAUAAAAGGCAUGAACUAGGUUCAGUGAUAUUUGCUGAUGGUUACAUUGACCUCUUGGAGAGAAAUUGCUACUAAAAUUUUUUAUGUCGAAAUUCAAAAAAGGCGCUCAACUUUCGGCUUAAAAAUCUCGGCUGUUUCUGUAAAGCGCGGAUUGAAAAUCUAGCCCACGGCUUGGAAAAGUACAGUGAAUGGACCUGAUCGAGUAGCAAAAAAUGUACCAUUUUGCAUCUCGGAAGUAUCCAAAAUGUGGCAAAAUGCUUCCCUCUUCAAAUGAAAAAACUUGGUUUUGAAGUGAAAAAACCUUUGUCUUACAAAAAGAACGGGCGCGCUUUUGAAAUCAAAGGUUUUUCACUUGACGGGGGAAGCAUUUCGCCACAUUUUUGAUGCUUCCCGGAUGCAAAAUGGUACAUUUUUUGCCACUCUGGUUCCCCACUGCACGGCAUUCUGUACUUUUGGGACACAACCGGUCUCCAUGAUUUUUUUCUAUUUUUUCAAAGUAGACCUCCUUCUUUAAUACAUUGCUCGCUAGCCGUUGAAGCUAGAGACUUGAAAAUUGGCAUGGGUAUAGAGUAAAUGUUCCGCUUCCAGAAUAUAUAAAUAUUGUAAUGAACCCCGCGCUGUAAGCUCCACAAUAAGAUGCGAAAAUAUUUCAUUCUUAAAACUUCUUGCACCUAAAAGGUCAUUAUGCAAGAUCGAAAUGACAAAUUUUAAAAUGCUGAUGUGUGCAGAAUUUUUUUUUCUAUCAGAUACUUAAAUUUCGUGGAGUUGUAUACGAAAAUGGCUGUGCUACGUACGAAAAACUGAGUUUCAUAGUGUGUUUUUUUGAAAUUUUUGGAAUAUCUCUGCCCUCAGGGCACAGAUAAAUGAAGUUCCGACUCACGUUUGUUGCCGAUGAUGACAUAUGUAGCCUUGCCAAAUUACAAUGUUAUAUCUUCAAAAUCAAGGGAGCUAUUCGCUUUUCAACUUUUUUUCUCACUGAUGUACAACAACGAUGUCAAGAAUGUCCAACUAUGGAUUGUAGAGCUCGAAGAGCUCUACAAAUUACCCGCUUACAUCUUCUUCGUAUCUUUAAAAUUACGGCCGCCAGGGCGGCCGGAAAUUUCGGUCGAUUUUUGGUGCACCGUGCGAAAAAAAUCGCCCUCAGGGCAACAAGCGGAACUGAGCAAAUUGAUCAUACGGGUGCUAUUGGGAACAAAAUAGACUACCAUAGUGCCAAGUUUCAAGUCGCUACCUUCACUAUCCCCCCACAAAGAUGGGCUGAAGCCCAUUUUUGAUAAAAAAAAGUUGAAAAGCGAAUAGCUCCCGUGAUUUUGGAGAUAUAACAUUGUAAUUUGGCAAGGCUACAUAUGUCAUCAUCGGCAACAAACGUGAGUCGGAACUUCAUUUAUCUGUGCCCUGAGGGCAGAGAUAUUCCAAAAAUUUCAAAAAAACACACUAUGAAACUCAGUUUUUCGUACGUAGCACAGCCAUUUUCGUAUACAACUCCACGAAAUUUAAGUAUCUGAUAGAAAAAAAAUUCUGCACACAUCAGCAUUUUAAAAUUUGUCAUUUCGAUCUUGCAUAAUGACCUUUUAGGUGCAAGAAGUUUUAAGAAUGAAAUAUUUUCGCAUCUUAUUGUGGAGCUUACAGCGCGGGGUUCAUUACAAUAUUUAUAUAUUCUGGAAGCGGAACAUUUACUCUAUACCCAUGCCAAUUUUCAAGUCUCUAGCUUCAACGGCUAGCGAGCAAUGUAUUAAAGAAGGAGGUCUACUUUGAAAAAAUAGAAAAAAAUCAUGGAGACCGGUUGUGUCCCAAAAGUACAGAAUGCCGUGCACUGUAAUUCAAGUUUAUGCAAAUUUUUACACUUUUCAAACACGUCGUGAGUUAAACGACCAAUGUUUCAUAGCUAAAAAAUUUUUUAAUCGUACUGUGUUCACAAACCUUCUACCAACUUACUUUCUCUCCUUUUUUCAGCCACCAUCAAGGCUGAAAAGCUGACAUUCGACUUUGAGCCAACGCUGAGCAACAAAGAGAUUCCGGAAAUGGAAUUUUACGACCACAAGGUUUUUGAUGAUGAGAUUACGUCGUUCGAGUGA